This is a messenger RNA of Prorocentrum cordatum, 2427 nucleotides long. NCBI's taxonomy places the organism in Eukaryota, Dinophyceae, Prorocentrales, Prorocentraceae. The record is from the annotation of a GenBank genome assembly.
AUGGUGCACAUCGAUCCGAAGAAGCACAACACCAUCCUCGCGGAUGCGGUGUGGCGCCUCGAGGCGCAGCUUGGACACGUUGCAUUUUCCGCACGCUACCACCAGCUCCCAAGGAGGAUCGAAGACGACUACACAAUAACGACCGAGGUGUUGGGCUCCGGCAUGAACGGCAAAGUGAUGUCUGCCAUCCGCAAGGGCUGCCACUCUGGCCAGAUGUACGCGGUGAAGUCUUUCAGCCUGAAGCAGGUGGCCCUCAAGAAGCGCAAGCAGUUCGCCGCCGAGGCCGAGCUCUUCCUGUGCAUGGACCAUCCGAACGUUUGCCGCCUGUAUGACGUCUACGAGUCCUCCGACUAUUUGCACCUGGUGAUGGAGCAGUUGGACGGAGGGGAACUGUUCGACCGCAUCAAGACGCAGAAGGUCUUCUCGGAACACGAGGCAGCCGAGGCGUCCGGCGCGUCCCAGCCGGGGUCAGAGGCAGAGGCCGAGAGGCUGCAAGGGGGGCGCUCGGAGACGAGGUGUUCCUGGAACAGCCCUGCUCAAGCCAAUGUGACCAGUGGAGCCUCGGUGAGCUGCGGGACAGAGCUCGCGCAGGCUGAGUACGCGCCGGCGUCCUUUGCCGAUUGCAGGACGCACAACGGCAAGGUGUAUCCUACUUACGAGGAGACGCUACGGGCCACGGGCCAAUUCGUCCGCGACGACGAAGCCCACGCCGUGCUCGACGAGCUCAUUGCGCUCCGGUACACUGCAGCCCAACUUCGCUUCGCGUUCCUGGUUCUACUCGAACAAGAUGCCGCCCCCGUGUCUCUCUACCGCAAGUACGAACGACCGCUUAUGAAGGGCUUCCUGGACCGAGCCACCUGGCUGCAGAACGGCAACAGCGACGAAAAUUGGAAGCUGGGCGAGAUCACUGACGGGGCUCCCGCCGACGCUACCGCAGGGCCCCCCUCAGAUACUACAACGCCUACCCCCACCCCGACGACCGCUCUGCUCGCCCGCAUUCGCCAAUGCCCCGGGCAACGCACAGCUUACGACCACAUUCUCACUUGCUGCCACCGGCGUCGCGAAGCCUUCGUGUUUGUGGAAGGCCGCGCGGGCACAGGGAAGACUACGUUGGCUACCUGCCUCACGCAAGCUCUCGAAGCCGAUGGGCCCCAGGUACUCAACGUGGCUGCCACAGGGCAGGCCGCCCUCUUGCAGCCUCACGGCGCCACGGCACAUUCCGCCUUCGCCAUUCCAGUGCACGACGACGCCGAACUCACGUGCUCUUUAUCAAUGACGUCGGCCCAAGCCAUUACAAUUUGCAAGGCCACUUUGAUCCAGUGGGAUGAAUUCCCUUCUGCAAGAAAAGCAGCGUGGGACGCCGUUAUUGCAUUGCUGCGCGCACUCGCCGAUCGUUACCCGGACACAUACGUCCCGAAGACCUUCGUCGGAUACGGGGACUUCAGGCAAAUCCCACCAGUCGUCCCCAAAGGGACUCGGCAAUCCAUCGUCUCCAGCAGCGUCCGCUCCUCGGCUUCAUGGCCCCAGUUCGCCAUUUUCACGUUGGACCGAGUGCACCGCCAGGCAGACGAUCGGCAUUUCGCAGCAUGGCUGGACACCAUCGGCUCCGGUGACGCGCCGACGAUAACCAACCAUACAGGCAGCCCUGGCUACAUCAAGCUGCACGACAUCGCCACCGUCCCAUCCGAAGACGACGCCCUCAAGUACUGCUUCCCCGCGCCGAAUGACCCGCACCAGUGCGCCGAAUCCAAAGUUCUCGCCGUCCUCAAUUCUCUCGUGGACGCCUACAACGAACGCAUGCUGAACCUGCUGGUGCGCACCUACCAGUGCCCUUCGUAUCGUGCCCUCAGCGCGGACACGCUCGACAUCGAUGCCGCGGGAGCAGUUGAACAACACAUCACCGCCGAAUUCCUCAACCUCCAGACCUCCCCCGGCGCUCCCCCCCACUGUCUGCACCUCGUGGAAGGGGCCCUCUACGAACUGAUGCGGAACUUCAACCCAAAAGACCGCCUCAUGAACAGGGUCCCCGUGAUACUUCGCAAAGUCCACACUCACCACGUGCUGAUAGAGACCCUCGACGGUCGGGCAUUCCCCCUCCCACGGAUCACUUUUCGAUGGCAGAUCGUCAACGGCACUUCCACGAUGGCUCGUCGACAGUACCCUUUACGACCAGCUUAUGCAUCCACCUACAACUCUGCACAAGGACGUACCCUAUCCAGGAUGGUGCUGGACGUGCGCCACAACCCGUUCAGCCACGGCCAUCUGUAUGCCGCCCUCACCCGGGUGCGGCACCGCUCUGAUAUUCGUGCGCUCGCUUCGCCCGACCACGUGGACACAGACGGCUGGGCCAUCGUGAAGAACACUGUUUGGCCUGAGCUGUUGUUGGCCGUACCCACGAAGAGUUCCAGGCGACUCGCCCAGCCAUGA